Trypanosoma cruzi is the source of this 597-nucleotide messenger RNA. RefSeq names its product NUDIX hydrolase, putative. The transcript has a single exon. The record is from RefSeq and is a predicted model, not a curated record. The annotation marks the transcript as partial. Gene Ontology annotation, molecular function: coenzyme A diphosphatase activity. Lineage: Eukaryota; Euglenozoa; Kinetoplastea; Trypanosomatida; Trypanosomatidae.
AAGGUGGAUCAUGGCGAGACGAUUAUAGCCGCCGCUCAGCGCGAGACCAUGGAGGAAAUAGGCAUCCCUGCAUCGUCCUAUUUUGUCAUUGGCACACUGCAUCCGAUUUAUUCUUUUGACGGCGGAUCCAAGGUGUUUCCCGUGGUUGCUGUCGCCGAAUCCGCUGUAGAGCCGGUUUGCAAAAGUCCAGUUGAGGUGGCUUCUAUUCAUUACAUGCACCUGUCCCGUCUGCUUCUGGAGUCUGAGCGAACACACUGUCGUCUUAUUAAAAGGCACUCUUUAACAGGUGGUAUGCCAAGUUACUUUCCUUGUUUUUUUGCGAGUGAAUCGCAGGCUGUGGUCUGCGGUGAUGUUUGCCCCACAAAAAAUACACCGUCAAUUCCAGAGGACGGUGGGUUGCUUCCUAUGCUGCGGGAAAAUUUCCCUGGUGAACUCGUCUGGGGAAUAACCGCAUUUAUUACAUGCGAACUUUUAGUGCGUCUUUCCGCCGUGCUGGAGUUGAGUCAUCCCAGUGAAGGAGACGCGAUGGGUUUGCUGAGGUGCAGUUCUGUUGUUGCUCGUGACCCAGAUUGUAUUUACAAGGAAAACUCCAGCUGA